GAGAGAGAGAGAGAGAGAGAGAGAUGAUCACAAAAACUUUGUUAGAUAUACCCUCACCCACUAAAACCAAUAGCCAAGCCAACAAAAGACACACAUAGCUCCCAUAGGGUAUCUUCAAGAUUAAGUAGCAGUUGUUUCUUCUACACCACCACACUAGUACUAGUGGUUCUGUGUAUCUUUUCAAUUUCAACUAAUCAUCAAGAUCACGAGGGACUGAGAAAAGUUUAAGAGAGUCUUUAUCUGUGUUAUUGAGCAUGUCAAACUGGUGGACUGGGCAGGCCAACCUAGGUGGUGUAGAAACACCAUCAGGUGGUUCCUUGGCUUUAAAGAAGCCAGAUCUGGGAAUAUCAAUGAACGAGAACAACACUGGAAGUGAAGAAGAUGAAAGAGACAACAACAGCGAUGAUCCAAGAGAAGGUGGGAUCGAGACUUCAAAUAGGCGGCCUAGAGGUCGUCCACCAGGCUCAAAGAACAAGCCAAAGCCCCCGAUUUUUGUGACAAGGGACAGCCCCAACGCGCUUCGUAGCCAUGUCAUGGAGGUUGAGAGUGGAACUGAUGUAGCUGAAAGCAUAGCUCAAUUUAGUAGGAGACGACAGAGAGGGGUUUGUGUUAUGAGUGCUAGUGGGACAGUCAUGAAUGUAACCCUAAGACAGCCCACAGCACCUGGUUCAGUCAUGGCCUUACAAGGCCGAUUCGAGAUUUUGUCACUAACCGGAGCUUUUUUACCUGGUCCUGCUCCGCCUGGCUCAACAGGUCUGACUAUAUACCUUGCGGGAGGUCAAGGUCAGGUUGUCGGUGGGAGCGUGGUGGGGUCGUUGGUUGCCUCCGGACCUGUGAUGGUAAUUGCCGCCACAUUUUCCAACGCUACAUACGAAAGACUCCCUGUAGAGGAAGAAGAGGAAGCAGAUAGUGUGGUGCAGGCAGGGAUGGGUGGUGGUGGAUCACCACCGCCACUUGGGAUGGGUGGUGAUGGAGGAGGGUUGGGUGAUCCGAUGCCCGGGUAUAACUUGCAGCCCAAUUUGAUCCCUAAUGGUGGUGGACAGAUGAACCAUGAAGCAUUUGGCUGGGCUCAUGGCCGGCCUCCAUAUUAGAGGUUUUAUAGUAUUUAGUCUUUGCAAAGGCUGUAUACACAUUCCAAAAUUUCCCACUGCUCUGUCAAGAAUAACAAAAGCGUAGAGGUUCGCACUUUGUUGGUCAUUGCCAACCUCCUCGAAUAUGUCAUAGCCGGCCUUAGAAUCGUAAACCUGCUCAAACGCCCAAGUUGGCCGGGUAUCAAGUUUUUCUUGCUUUGUUGAUCAUUGGUUGGACAUGGUACUAUUGUAUGUGAUAGAUUUCAAGGGUGUAAGUGUUAUAAUUCGACGGACCAAGAAGAAGUAAAAAGGAAAGAACAAAAACACCAAAAUUUUGGUGGAAACCCUAACGGGUAAACAAAAAUCAUGCGACAUCGAGAGGGAGAUUACAACAUGAUUUUUUUUCUAUUGGUAUUACCUUUAACAAUAGGGAUGUUAUUCUUUUACUUAAGAAAAUUGAUUCAUCCACAUAAAAUAUAUGAUUCAGUGACUUGUAUGAUAG
This is a messenger RNA of Lactuca sativa (garden lettuce), 1572 nucleotides long. Its product is annotated as AT-hook motif nuclear-localized protein 20. The record is from RefSeq and is a predicted model, not a curated record. Gene Ontology annotation, molecular function: minor groove of adenine-thymine-rich DNA binding; DNA-binding transcription factor activity. NCBI's taxonomy places the organism in Eukaryota, Viridiplantae, Streptophyta, Magnoliopsida, Asterales, Asteraceae. Gene Ontology annotation, cellular component: nucleus.